UUCCAUCCACAGUCCGCCGUCGGCACUUCGCAGCCACUCAAACCCCAUCAACAAAACGGCGCCAAACUCCAGGCACCUGACGACGACCAUCUCCGCGGCUCCGCCAUGAAGCACCUCCUCCUCCCCUCCCCUCUCCCGUUCCUCCUCCACCGCCCAUCCAAGCCGCUUCUCCUCCACCCUCGCCGCCGCCUCGGCUUCAUCUCCCCCGCCGCAUCCGGCGGCAGCUCCGGCGAACCCGCCUCAUCGGAGCCCGCCACGGACACCGUCACCCAGCCCUCUCCACCGGCCGCCGCUGCCCCCUCCAGCGCCAAGCCCACCGGCAUCAAGAACCGCCUCAAGGCGAGGAACCAGGCCCGCCGGUUCCAGCUGGAUGCCCCGCCGGAGGAGGUGACGCCGAAGAAGAAAGCUACGGUGGCGGCGCCGCGGAGGGAGAAGCAGCGGGAGCGGAAGGAGUGGGAGGAGAUGAGCCUGCCCGAGAAGGCCGUGGAGCUGUACGUCGGGGAGAAGGGGCUCCUCUUCUGGCUCAACAAGUUCGCCUACGCCUCCAUCUUCAUCAUGGUCGGCGCCUGGAUCCUGUUCCGCUUCGUCGGCCCGUCCCUCGGCUUCUACCAGCUCGACGCCCCGCCGCUGCCGCCGACCGCCGUGUUCGGCGGCUCGCCGUGAGACGGGUGAGAGCGUCGGCUGGGUGUUCUUGCAGAGUGGAGCGCUAUCUAGGUAGCUUAGCGUAGUGGAUAAGAUAUAUGGAAAAAGAUUGAGGAAGAAGAGGAUGCAAAUAGCUUUUCAAAAAAAAAAAGAGAGAGAAGAGGAUGCAAAUUUAAGAAAACGUGGCUUGAUUGCUUCGACAAUGUGUGCCUUGUUAUCAUAAUCGGAGGAUUGGAUUGAAUUGUGCAGUUUUUGAGUAGAAGUUUCGAUCUUUCUUCCUGGCAGUUGAUAAUUGUGGAUGCACAGAGCUUGUAGCUUCAAGGCACAGCACUUCCUAGUUCUUACCGCAUCCUGAAUUUCUGAUUUAUGUAUGCAAAAGUAAUUAAUUCGGUUGCUUUGGGUAC
Setaria italica (foxtail millet) is the source of this 1046-nucleotide messenger RNA. RefSeq lists its product as uncharacterized. NCBI's taxonomy places the organism in Eukaryota, Viridiplantae, Streptophyta, Magnoliopsida, Poales, Poaceae. Bases 106 to 663 code for a protein of 185 amino acids. Gene Ontology annotation, cellular component: chloroplast. The record is from RefSeq and is a predicted model, not a curated record. The transcript has a single exon.